Messenger RNA from Bursaphelenchus okinawaensis, 1841 nucleotides. NCBI's taxonomy places the organism in Eukaryota, Metazoa, Nematoda, Chromadorea, Rhabditida, Aphelenchoididae. The record is from the annotation of a GenBank genome assembly.
AUGGGCGAGGAGAAGGUUAAAACUGCUAAACAGACCAGUGCAACUGACAUUGAAAAAGAUGUAAGUUAAUAUAAUUUAUGAGCGUUCUAUUUUUUGAAGGGUAUUUUAGUGCUUUUUUGGAGAAAAGUUGAGUUUACUAUAAUAUUGCUCUUAAAAUAGUUUUAAUUAUUCAGAACUUUUAAAAUUAUAUUGUUAUAGGAGAUCUCAAAGGUUCCAGACUUGGAAAUCGCUCAACUACGUUUUCUUGUGAACCAUCCUGAACUGGACAAAGAUGUGAAGCAAGCGAAAUGGCUGCUUCUAAUCGAGGUAAGUGUCUUUUAAACAUUAUGUUUUAAAUUUUGUAGUAUUUAACUUCUUUUAUUUGCUUUAUUUUUUAUUAUUUUUUUGCAGAAAAUAAAAGAGUUUGAUAUGGGUCCGUUCUAUGAGUUGGUUUGCCAAGAAACUGAACAAACUGUUGAUCAAACUCUGCUAUCUGAGUUGAAGGAAAAGAAUGCUAAGAAGUUGGCUGAAGUUGAGGUAGAGAUCAAGGAUGCUGAAGAGAACUUGGGUAAGAUAUUGGUUUAGUUUUUUGGAUUUUAGGUAUAGUCGGGAUAAGUGCAAGUCAAAUAUGGCGACUUGUUUUUAGGGGCUUUACGAAGUUAAAUAUAAGUUUUAAAUUGAGUUUUGUUAUGAUUUUGUUCUUAUUAUCUAAUUUUUAGGAGAAUCCGAAGUUCGUCAAGCUUGGCUUCGGAAGUCUGAAUAUUUGUGUCAAAUUGGUGAUAAAGCUGCCGCUUUGACUUCGUACCGGCAAACAUACGAAAAGACUGUAGGCAUUGGGUACAGGAUCGAUUUGGUGUUUAGUUUGAUCCGAGUUGGUCUCUUUUUCUUGGAUCAUAAGCUCAUCAAUGCCAACAUUGCCAAAGCCAAGGAUUUGAUGGAACAGGGUGGUGAUUGGGAACGAAAGAACCGACUACGAUCGUACGAAGGCUUGUACAAAAUGGCUGUGAGAGACAUGAAGGGAGCCGCCACAUUGUUCUUGGAGACCAUCCCUACCUUUGGGUCGUAUGAGUUGAUGUCCUACGAACAGUUGGUGUUCUACACUGUCAUUUGCUCAGUUUUCUGUAAGUUUGAUUUACAGAAAUACAGUAAUAUGUUGAGAUGAAUGUUUUUAUUAUUGAUUUGCUAUUAAUGUUAUGUUUCAGCGUUGGAACGCCCAGAUCUCCGUACCAAAGUUAUUCGAUCUAAUGAGAUUCAAGAACGAGUAAGUUUUUCAAGGGUUAUAUAGUUUUAGUGAUUGUUUGGGCUGUUCUUAACUUAUCUUUUUAGUUAACUGGAGGCGGUGAGAAAGGAGAACUAAUCCCAAUUAAAAACUUCUUGGAAGCCUUCUACAAUUGUCAUUAUGAUCAGUUCUUUGUCAGUUUGGCCCAAUUGGAAAGCGAAAGAUUAAAGUUCGACAGAUAUCUGGCUCCACAUUAUUCUUUCUACUCAAGAGCUAUGCGCCUCAAGGCUUACUCUCAAUUUUUGACUCCGUACAAGACCGUAAGUUAAUGUUUGUUAAUUUAUUCAUUUAGAAUUUUCAUAAAUUGUAAAAUACUACUAAUUUUUUAAAUAUACUAAAAACUUAAUUUUAGGUAAGACUCGACAUGAUGGCCAAGGACUUUGGUGUAUCCAAGGGUUUCAUUGACACCGAACUUCACCGUCUGAUCGCUUCGGGCGCUUUGAACUGUCGAAUAGACGCGGUACGAGGAGUGAUCGAAAUGAACCACCCAGACAGCAAAAACUUUUUGUACAAAGCCGUGAUCAGAGACGGAGACAUCCUACUGAACCGCAUCCAAAAGCUGGCACGGGUUAUCAACGCCUAA